AUGAGGAUAAGAAAAAAGAGAUUAGAUUCUCCCAAAUUUCCAUUUCUGCCAGUGAAACGUGAUCGUCGAUCUCCCGCUACUUUAGCCAAUUCUUGGGAUCAUUAUGUUGAAGUGCUUGUUGUAGCUGAUCACCAAAUGCUUUUAUAUCAUCAACAAAAUUUGGAGAAUUAUGUUCUAACUUUAUUUUCAACAGUUUCAGCAAUCUAUAGACAUCAAUCCUUGGGUGUUUCUAUUAACAUGGUUGUCGUUCGCAUCAUCAUAAUAAAAAAUGAACGUGCUGGACCCUUAAUAUCUAAUCGGGCACAAGAAACACUUCAACAAUUUUGUCAUUGGCAGCAGCUAUAUAAUGACAGAAAUGACGAUUCUUUGAAUCAUCAUGAUGUUGCAAUUCUUUUAACUCGUCAUGACAUAUGCCGGGCUACAAAUAAAUGUGACACUCUAGGUCUUGCCGAGCUUGGAACUUUGUGUGAUAGCAAAAGAAGCUGGUUAUCUGCCGCAUUCACAAUUGCUCACGAGCUCGGUCAUAUCUUUAAUAUUCCACACGAUGAUGAACGUAAAUGUGCAGAGUUUAUGCCAUUAAACAAAGCUAACUACCAUAUAAUGGCACCAACACUUGAAUACAACACAAAUCCCUGGUCCUGGUCUGCAUGCUCCUCCGCAAUGCUUGCCCGUUUUUUGGAGGCACGCCGAGCCCAGACACAAUGUAUUCUCGACAAACCUGUUGAGAGACGGUAUUAUGAAAGAAUGUUUGAAAAUCCCGCACCUGGUGAAAUUUAUUCUGUCUCUCAACAAUGCAAAUUCGUCUUUGGAGCUGCAGCUGAACUCUGUCCUUAUAUGCCAAGUUGCCGCAGAUUGUGGUGUGCCGUCUCUUAUGGAUAUCAAAUGGGCUGUCGUACCCAGCAUAUGCCGUGGGCCGACGGAACAGAAUGUGCUCGACAAAUGUGGUGUUAUAUGGGUCAAUGUGUUGGUAUGUCCCCUACACAGAGACUACCUGUUGAUGGUUCCUGGGGUGAAUGGAGGUCGUGGGGUGAUUGCUCUCGAACAUGUGGGGGAGGAAUCCAAAAGUCGUAUCGGGAUUGUGACUCUCCUCGGCCAGAACAUGGUGGUAAAUACUGUACUGGGCAACGAGUACGUUAUCGUACUUGUGCUAUACACGAAUGCCCUUGGGAUAUGCCUGGAAUUCGAGAACAACAAUGUGCCGAAUUUGAUGGAAAAGAUAUUGGAAUUCACGGUGUUCCUUCAGUCGGCACUAGAUGGGUCCCAAAAUUUUCUGGAAUUGCUGAAAAUGAACGAUGUUUACUUUAUUGCCGUCUCUCUGAUUCUGCGGCGUUUUACAAAUUAAGGGAUAAAGUAAUUGAUGGAACUCCUUGUGAUAGAAACGUGGACGAUAUUUGUAUUGAUGGAGGAUGUCAUAAGAGUGGCUGUGACCAUAGACUUGGUUCAGAUAUGCGUCGGGAUGUUUGCGGGAUUUGUGGCGGGGAUGGAAGAACUUGCCGUGAAGUAAAAGGGGUUUUCAAUGAACGAGGAACUUUUGGUUAUAACGAAGUUUUACGGAUUCCUGCUGGAGCCGCAAAUAUUGAUAUUACACAAAAUUCUUUGCAUCAACUAAGAAAGGAGGAUGACGAAAAUUAUUUGGCUUUAAGAAUGCCAAACGGUGAUUGGCUUUUGAAUGGACAAUUUCAUGUAUCGGUAUUCCCUCAACAAAUACAAAUACUUGAUACUGUUCUUGAGUAUUCUGGAAGUGACACACCUCAGGAACGCAUAAAUGGUACAGGCCCAUUGCGAACUGAUGUUUAUCUCCAUUUUUUGAGUGGCCGUAAUCUGAAAUUACCAAACAUUCAUUACCGAUAUAUGGAGCCUUUGCCUCAAAUAUCGCGCGAGGUAGCAGCAGCUGCAAAAACCUACGAAUUAAACAAUUUAUCCUCACAAAAACAUCAACAAAGACAACAUAAAUCACAACAGCAACAAGUAGUCCCUAAGGCUCCAAACACAUUUUAUUGGCGAUUUACUGAAAAUAGUUGGAGUGAGUGCACUCUCAAAUGUCAAGGCACUCAAACCCAGCUAUUGCAAUGCCUGGACACCCUCACCAUGAAAGUUUUGCCUGAUUCUAUGUGUGGUACUUCUCGACGACCUGACCCAAGACAAAGAAUUUGCAACGUCGAAUGUUUUUAUAAAUGGCAACAUCGUCUAUUGUCUUAUAAUGGUAGAGGAGAGAAGGAUAGAUAUCAACAUCAAUGUGUUCGUUCUUAUACAAAUGGUCGUGAGGAACAAGCAAGUGAAGAUGAAUGCAAGAGAUCAGGAAUUCCACUUCCCACACCACCCAGUACAAGGAACCAUCCUCAACAGCAACAAAUUAAUGAGCAGUCACCGAAUAAAUAUGUGACUGAUCGACGCUGGGCAUACACUGAAUGGAGUGUGUGCUCGGAAUCUUGUGGUACCGGCGGGAUUCGUCAUCGUUCUAUUCAUUGUAUUGAUACCCGGAAUGGGCAGAAAGUCGAGAAUCGCUUCUGCGAGGGAAUUCCUCACGAGACACUCCAUACAGAAUGUAAUCGGACACCAUGUCCACGAUGGGUUUAUGAAGCCUGGAAUGAAUGUUCCCGAUCUUGUGGUAGUGGAAUUAGAAUUCGACAUGCUUCAUGUCAGGAUGCUUCUGGUCGCGAAGUAAAUGCUCGUUUAUGCCCUAGCAAUAAAUUAGAUAGCGAAAAGUGUAACGAACAACUUUGUACUGAAUGGCGUUUUGGAGCAUGGAGUCAAUGUUCGGUCAGUUGUGGCCAAGGCAUUCAACGAAGAGAUGCUAAUUGUGUUGACUCUAAUAAUCGACCUCUUGAAGAUAGGAAUUGUGAUAUUCGGGAAAAAAUAGUUGUUAAACAAUGCGAGUUGGCACCUUGUCCUCACUGGCAAUUAGGCUCUUGGAGUCAAUGUUCUAUCAGCUGUGGCUCUGACGGAUUUCAGACCCGUUUAGUUCAAUGUGUUGAUUCGGUUGGAAGAAAAUUGCCAGAUAUUAUGUGUACCCAACAAAAAAUUAAUGAACAAACUUCCAUUAAUUCAAAAAUAUCUGAAAAUCAGAAACAACAACUACGUCCACAAAGCCAUAGAGUCUGCAGCCCAGGACCCUGUCCCUACUGGUUAAUUAUUUAUUAA
Meloidogyne enterolobii is the source of this 3141-nucleotide messenger RNA. NCBI's taxonomy places the organism in Eukaryota, Metazoa, Nematoda, Chromadorea, Rhabditida, Meloidogynidae. The record is from the annotation of a GenBank genome assembly.